Ixodes scapularis (black-legged tick) is the source of this 1546-nucleotide messenger RNA. RefSeq lists its product as uncharacterized. The record is from RefSeq and is a predicted model, not a curated record. The transcript has 5 exons. Bases 45 to 1415 code for a protein of 456 amino acids. Lineage: Eukaryota; Metazoa; Arthropoda; Arachnida; Ixodida; Ixodidae. Gene Ontology annotation, molecular function: zinc ion binding.
GCUUGUUAUCGUUUUGGUUUCGGUUGUCGCGUGUUUCGGCCGUCAUGGAUGAUGCUGACGAAGCGCGGGCUACCAUUGAAGUUGUGCUGCCUGUCAGCAGUAUCAACGCGUUCGUCGACAAGGCCCACGAGACGUCACGGUUGCUGCUCGAAGGAGAACGAGUCCUGGAGGCGGGGCACGUGUUUUCCUGCAGCGUUAAAAAGCUUGCAGGGGAUUGCUGCGCACUGGUAGGGUUCGUCCUGCAAACGUCAGCUUUGAGUUCAGACCCGCACGAGGUAGAGGUCACGCUGAACGGAAGGAACGUCGGCGACACAUCAUGCUCUUGCAAAGCUGGGAACUACAAGUGCAAGCAUCUUGUGGCCAUGCUGCUUCAUAUAAACGCGAGAAAGACAUUCAACGUUCUGUCGUCCACGGAUCUGCCACAGAAGUGGGGCAAAGGGCAAAAAAAAGCGGUCAGCGAGAAGUAUGCGCCAAGGAGGAUCGUGGACCUCCCUUGCCUUGAAAAGGUGAAGAGGGAUCCUGUUCCACUUCCCAGGGGUGAUCUCCUGGGACGGCUGCUGGAGGGACUGCCUUAUCGGUCAGCUGCUCAGAGGCACACUGAGGAAAUCCGCCCCCUUGAAAACGCAGCUGCCCCAGCCGCAAGCGGGGAGCCUCCUGCCCCCAGGCUGCCAACACUCACGCGGCUGAUUGCGACUACAACUUCGUCUAACCUCGGUGAAUUUGUAGAGGAGAUGAGGGCAACUUUCUCUGCUGAUGUUUGUGCAGCAAUCGAGGAGAGGACACGGCAACAAUCACAGUCUAACGACUGGUUGAUGCACAGAAUGGGUAUGGCAACAAGCACACGUUGCUAUUCUUUCAAAACAAAAGCAGAGAAGCUGAAGAAGGAGCCCAUGCCACACAACCUGGGGCCCAUACUGAACUCAGUUCUUUGCACAAGCACAUUUCAGUCGGCUGACAUGCGGCGCGGAAUCAUGAUGGAACCGGAUGCAAGAAAGAAAUACGCUCAGAUCCUUGAAUCACAGGGCCACACGUGCAUUGUCUCAAACAGAGGCUUGUUAGUUUGGGACCAGUUUCCCCUGAUGGGCUGUAGCCCAGAUGGGAUAGUUACAUUCACCUGUGAAUGCUGCGAGGGAAAGGAACGUGUUCUCGAGAUAAAGUGCCCUCGUCAGGUGGCGAAUGCAUUCUCAAAAGGCAAGCCAACGGCCCCCUUCUACACACAAAUCCAAGUACAGAUGGGGAUUACUAACAUUGCAGUUUGCGACUUUUUUGUUUAUGGGGGUGGUGAGAACUGGAGGGCACUUACUGUGCCCUUCGACGCUGCACACUUUAACAAGUGUGCAGCUGCUGUUUAUGAGGUGUACGAGAGAUAUCUCUUUGCAACCCUGAAGGGUUUGUCGGAAUACUACUCGUGGUAGUGGGUUAGUGAAUGGCAAGUGCAAUGCAAUUGUAUUUUGUGGUUGAAGUGAUUGACUUUCAUGUGAAAGCUGGAAGGCUGAGAUGUUUUUGCAAUUGUGAGUACUGCAUGCUUGGAAGCUGGUAAAUAAAA